Penicillium atrosanguineum is the source of this 1365-nucleotide messenger RNA. RefSeq lists its product as uncharacterized. The transcript has a single exon. The record is from RefSeq and is a predicted model, not a curated record. NCBI's taxonomy places the organism in Eukaryota, Fungi, Ascomycota, Eurotiomycetes, Eurotiales, Aspergillaceae. Bases 1 to 1365 code for a protein of 454 amino acids.
AUGUCUCCUGAUCUCUCCCGAACCUCGAUCUCCCUACAUUCCGAUGCCUCGUCCCACGAGACCGUUGCGCCCCCAAACAUCCCUGUGAUCUCAUCGAAGAACCGAUUCACCACUCUACCUUCACACCGUCGGUCAAACACCGAAUACAUUGCUCGACCCCCUAUAUUCGAAGAAAACCUCGAUCCCAACCGCGAUCGUAUCCGUUCGAACCCCUCCUGGACAGACACGUUCCCCAAGAAGAAGCUUGAAGCAAGAGCAAGGAUACUUUCGGACUGGUUCCAGAGCAGAUCAGAUCCAGACGAUUUGGGAGUCUCCAUGCGCCCUGACAGUCAUCUGGAUUCGAACAAAAUGGAUACGCCUCGUCUCACUACGGCACCCUCACACACACGCAUUAACUCGGUCCCGGGGACGGGCCGGUUCUCCUUUUUUGGUCUGCGGCGGCAGGCCGAGCAGAGAACAAGUCCCCCCGAGCCGGCAGAUGAUGAGUUCCUGAAUCUCGACAUCUCUGCUGCCUUAUCCGUCCCUACUUGUCCAGAUGCCACGGGGGAGCAAUCACUCGAUGCUCUGCGAGAACAAGCUACCAGCAUUCUACAACGAAUGCAAGAUGCCUAUAAACAAAGGACAUUCGUCAUGCACCAGGCUCUGGCUGACCGAAAUGAGAAGCAGGGUGAGCUUGAGGAGACACAUGCUCGUGUGAACCAUUUAAAGAUACAGUUGGACGGCAUGGCCGUUAAGGUGCUAGACCAGGAGAAGGCUAUGCAGGCGAUGGCCGAGGAACUCAAGCAGGGGAGACGUCUGCGACAGAGAGAAGAUUCCCGCAGCCGCGACCGCACCAUGCCUACUAACCCCCAGGAGGACGACAUUCCAUCUCUUGUGCUCCAAACCCCCCACCGAGGCGGCAAGCGUGCAAGCCACGGCACUCUGACUAGCGAUUCCGGCUUUGAGUCCGGGGACGAGAGCGUCACCGACAGUGUCUUCUCGCACCGAGAAGGUGUUGAGUCUCCCACAUCUACGCUGGCGGCGCCGUCGCCCAACCUCUCGCAGGUUGCACUGUCCACGCCAACGGCUGCCCCAACCCCGACACCAACAAUUCAAAAGAAUCUUGUCACUGUCACGAGUUCGCCCACGCCGACGCGACCCUCAACAUACGACCGGGUUAUGAAGGGACUUGCUUCAACCCGCCUGGGUAGUUCUUUUGCUGCGAACUCGGGAAAUUCAAACCAGUGUGGCAAUUGCCAUGGUGUUCCCGCCUCGGAGGCUUGGAGUGUCAUGGGUAUUCUUAAGGAUGAGAAUCGAGGCCUUAAGACGCGCCUAGGAGAGCUGGAACUGGUCAUUGAUGACUGCCUGGGCCUUGUUGGACCUUGA